AUCCCUGUCGCCGUCCGCUGCGACGAAUGGAUUUGGUUCCAGGAGGAAGCGUGCUUGGGAGGAGGCGGCUCUCUCCUCUGAUCGCCUCCUUAGCCUCUCCCAGACCCAGUGUUUGCCCGCGGUGUGCGUUCCCCUUCACGAAAUGCCCCUAUCCCUCCCCGUAUUCUGCAAAUAUUUCUCUCACUAGCCACGCCAAGAAGAGGGACACCUACGCGCAACCAGUUCCUAAACAAACUACAACUAGAGCUGAAGAAGAAGAAAGAGUGGAAGAAGAAUUUAUGGAAGAUUUUGAAGAUGAGAUCAUGAUGGAUGAUACCGAGGACUUUGAAGAUGAUUUUGAGGUGGAGUAUGUAGAUCUCAAUGUAGGAGAUGGAGCUGAAGGAGGUGGUAUCUCUCUUGCUGGUACAUGGUGGGACAAAGAGGCAUUGCUUAUUGCAGAAGAGGUCUCAAUGUUAUUUGACGGUGACUUGAAAAUAUAUGCUUUUAAAACAUCUACAAAUUUGACCAUCCGUUUGCGCAUCGAAAAGCUUUCCAGUAAAUAUGGUUCUCCAUGUAUGAGUGACAUUGAGGCCUUUUCUACUGCUUAUCAAUCACACUUGGAUGAAGCUGAGCUUGCUGGAAAAAUACCAAAGAACAUAUCCCUGGAGGUGUCUUCUCCUGGUGUAGAGAGGGUUGUCCGUGUCCCGGAGGAGCUCGAACGAUUCAAAGACUUGCCGAUGUAUGUGAAGUAUUCCAGCAUUAAUGCGGAGACAGCCUUAACUCAAGAAAAUGAUGGCGUCUUUAAACUUAUUUCCUUUGACUUGGACUUAUGCCAGUGUACUUGGGGUUUAGCUGAUGUGAGGAUAAAUAGACAACAGGCAGGAAAGGGAAGGCCAUUAAGCAGAAAACAAAGAGAAUGGCAGUUGCAGACGCCAUUUGAGUCCUUGAGUCUAGUUCGAUUGUAUUCAGAUUGUUGAGAUACGGUGCAAACUCAUGUUCUUUGUUAUCACUGUGUUUUGAUAAUGAUAUCUUGGCUCUUGCUUUAUACAGGUGCCUGAGAGUGAAAGUU
Messenger RNA from Phoenix dactylifera (date palm), 1048 nucleotides. RefSeq lists its product as uncharacterized. Lineage: Eukaryota; Viridiplantae; Streptophyta; Magnoliopsida; Arecales; Arecaceae. The record is from RefSeq and is a predicted model, not a curated record.